AGUCACGUUGUAGUUUAAACCACUACAUAUUUUAUCUUUGCUGAAGAGAACGCCAAGGAAAGAGGCAGUCAUGGCUCGAACUCUUCUGUUGGCGUUUGCUUUAUUCUUUAACCAUGCCUAUGCCAUGAUUCAGUUGAAGGAUUUCUAUCCGUACGGAUUGAAAAACGGAGACCGUAAUCAGACGCGGAGAAAUGAUGAUCAGUUUGAUGGUCCCUUGAAAUUGAAAGUGCCGUACCCGUUCUUUAGCGGUGUGUACCAGAGCCUUUACGUGAACACGAACGGCGCCGUGUCCUUCAAGAAAGGUAUCAGACAGUAUACCCCUGAAGCCUUCCCGCUCAACGACACCAUGUUGACGCCAUUUUGGGCUGACGUAGACACCAGGAACUGGGGCCAGAUCUACUUCAGAGAGACGCAAGAUCCGGCUCUCUUGUUGAGGGCCAGUAAAGAGAUCCAGGACAUAUUCCUGACCCACAUGGACUUCACGGCAAGGUCGCUGUACAUUACAACCUGGUAUGACGUCACGUACUAUGGCGGGAACAACGCCACCUCGGUAUAUGAUUUUUAA
Molecule: messenger RNA, 565 nt
Organism: Lingula anatina
Lineage: Eukaryota; Metazoa; Brachiopoda; Lingulata; Lingulida; Lingulidae
Biological process (GO): cell-matrix adhesion
Molecular function (GO): protein binding
Source: RefSeq, a predicted model, not a curated record